Lagopus leucura (white-tailed ptarmigan) is the source of this 1632-nucleotide messenger RNA. It is a transcript of the gene ASPG, whose product is annotated as asparaginase. Gene Ontology annotation, molecular function: asparaginase activity. Lineage: Eukaryota; Metazoa; Chordata; Aves; Galliformes; Phasianidae. The coding region runs from base 43 to 1632 and encodes 529 amino acids. The transcript has 10 exons. The record is from RefSeq and is a predicted model, not a curated record. Gene Ontology annotation, biological process: amino acid metabolic process.
AACUCCCCUUUUCGCCGGAGGUAGCGGUUCCUCGGGGUCGGGAUGGAGGCGGCGGUGGCGCGGGGCUCGCUGGGCAGAGCGCUGUCCGGCACCCACCGCCAGGAUCUGCCCGGCUGUAAGGCCGUCAGCGAGGCGCGGGUGCUGGUCAUCAAUACGGGCGGCACCAUCGGCAUGGUGCAGGACGACAAGGGACUUGCUCCUGAGGCCAAUAAAUUAGUAAGCAGCUUGAAGACGAUGCCAAUGCUGCAUGAUGAUGCAUAUGCCCAGGAAACAAAACUGUGCAACCUCCAUGAAUUUCCGGAUGCUACAUUGGUGCUCCCUGUCUCUAAGCAAAACAAAAGAAUUUUCUACACAAUCCUGGAGCUGUCACCACUACUUGAUUCUUCAAACAUGACACCGGAGGACUGGGCCAAAAUUGCAAAGAAACUUGAGGAGCACUAUGAAAAGUAUGAUGGCUUUGUGAUCCUCCAUGGCACUGACACAAUGGCAUACACAGCUUCAGCCUUAUCCUUCAUGUGUGAGAACCUGGGUAAAACUGUUGUUCUGACAGGAUCGCAGGUGCCUAUAUACGAGUUGCAGAAUGACGGCCGAGCCAACCUUCUGGGGGCACUGCUUUUUGCUGGGCAGUUCGUGAUUCCCGAGGUGUGCCUGUAUUUUUAUAAUAAACUGUACAGGGGAAAUAGGGUGACUAAGGUGGAUGCUGGGAGUUUCAAUGCCUUUUCCUCACCUAACCUGCCUCCACUUGCAAAUGCUGAGGUUGAUAUUACAAUAAACUGGGAAACAGUAUGGAGAGCCAAUACCAAAAAGAAAUUUCGAGUUCAUACCAAUAUGAACAGGAACGUGGCGCUUCUGCGAAUAUUCCCAGGAAUAACUGCUGCUGCUGUGAAAGCAUUUCUCCAGCCUCCAAUCGAAGGCAUUGUACUUGAAACUUAUGGAAGUGGCAAUGCCCCAAAUAGCAGAGAAGACUUGCUAGAAGAACUUAAGAGAGCAACUGAACGAAAAGUAGUGAUUCUAAACUGCACCCAGUGCUUGCGAGGGUCUGUUAAAACAGUCUAUGCAACAGGGCAGACUCUCGCUGAUGUUGGAGUAAUUCCUGGGUGUGAUAUGACACCAGAGGCAGCCUUAACUAAACUGUCAUACGCGCUCAGCAAGAGUGAGCUUAGCUGGGAGGAGAAGAGACAGGAGCCGGAUAUCUCCCACCCUCAAACUAUGGCUUUUCCCAAAUCUCCCGACGCGUCAACCGCGCCGAGGAGAAGCCCCGGGCUGCUGGAGAUCGGCGCUCUGUGCUUGGACUCGGACAUCAUCUUCGGCUUCACCAGCCACCUCCUGAGGCGCAAAGCCAAGGUAAGGGCACCUCGCCCGGCCCGGGACGGAACGGGGGGUGGAAGGGGGGAGUUGGGUCGACGGCAAACUUCCAGCGGAGCGAAGUUUGGCGGCUCUGCGGGCUUUCAGCACCACGAACAGUGCGGGCGGCUCCGCGGAGCGGCGCGGAGAAGCGCGGGGGCACCGCCCCCGUCCAACCCGAGAACGUCUCCGAUGGAGCGUUGUGCGGGAGGUACUCGGGCACGCGAAAUACCCGAAACUUUGUUACGGCUCCGGGCAACGGUGCGCGGGUAUCGUAAAGCUGUGUAG